Diaporthe amygdali is the source of this 1305-nucleotide messenger RNA. RefSeq lists its product as uncharacterized. Lineage: Eukaryota; Fungi; Ascomycota; Sordariomycetes; Diaporthales; Diaporthaceae. Bases 1 to 1305 code for a protein of 434 amino acids. The record is from RefSeq and is a predicted model, not a curated record. The transcript is spliced from 4 exons.
AUGACGAAACUACCGGAACACUAUCUGAGCAAGAUGGCGCUGUCAAGCAACACUGCUGACCGCGGCACCCAGCUCUUCAUCGUCAUGAUGGUAGUGUUGGGCCUGGCAUGGAUAUUGGUUUUGCUUCGAGCCUAUGUCAGAGUCAUCAUGAUCAAGAAUGUUGCCGCAGACGACUGGUGGAUGCUAGCUAGUAUUCUUGCGUACACGGGUUACUCGGUCGUUGCCAUGUGGGGGAUCAUUGACGGCGGCACGGGCAAGCACAUCACCAAUCUCAGCCUGGAAGAGACAUUGAUCGGUCUCAAGGCCUGGUACAUCUGCGAAGUAAUAUACGCUCCCAUCUCAGCCAUGGUCAGGACCUCGGUCGCGCUGUUCCUUCUCCGAGUCGCCACUGAGCCCGUCCACAAGUGGGUCAUAUAUGGGAACCUUGCCAUCGUCUAUGUUAUCUCGGUUGUGUUCACAUUCAUCGCCAUCUUCCAGUGCAAUCCUCCCUCCUAUUUCUACGAGCAGGUCUUGGGAAAGCCCGGUGGGUGCAUGAACAUUAAUGUUCUACCUAAUGCGGUCAUCGCCCAUAGCGUGAUCGGAGCGGUGACUGAUCUGGUCUUCGCUGCUCUCCCCGUGGCGAUGCUAUGGGACGUCCAGCUCAACAAGAGGACGAAGGUCGUGGUUGCUUUAUUGUUGGGCAUGGGAGCUGUCGCUGGAAUUGCUCUAGUCGUGAGAAUCCCCUUCGUGAAGAGGCUAGCGAUCACUCCCGACUUCUUGUUCGAGACAGUAGACGUAGCCAUCUGGUCUGUCAUGGAACCGUCGCUUGGAAUCAUCGCCGGUUGUGUGGCAACUUUGCGGCCAUUGUUCAAGACCAUGGGCUUCGGCAAGCCAACAACACAAAGAUAUGGCUAUGGCUCCUCUCGUUACGGACCCUCGGCGAGCACCGACCGAUGCACCUGGGGCUUUGCUCGGAACACGAUGCAGAAACUAAGCGAUGGCCCGUUCUCCCCUAGCACCAUUGACUCAUCACGCCUUGAGUCCGGGCCCGGCGCCACCUCGACAUCAAACAACGACGAAUCCGACAUGGACUUUGAGAUGCAACCACAAGAACCUGGGCCUGUCCUGACGCAGUACCCCGGGAAAGGAGUCGUGUCGACAAGGAUUGCUAGCACACCUUGGGAGGACUUCGCCGGGCACGGGAGUGGCAUUAAUGUACACACGUCUGUCAACAUCUCGAGUCAGACGAGGACGCACGAUUCCCUCCCAAACCAACAGAGCUCGAUUUCAUCUUCGACAACGACGCUGCCAAUACAAGGCUCAUAA